GCCGGCGGGGCUAUUUGCCCUGCAAACUAGUGAGGCGCUUCCCGCCGCCGGGCUGCAGAGGAGCUGUGCAGCUUCGCGGAGCGCCUCGGGCCGGCUUUUCCAGAGAAAGGCGGCAUUUCUCCGGUCCCGAGGAGGGGGAUGCGACAGCUCCACAGGUGACUACUGGCUCUCAGCUUUCGCUCAUGUCAUCUGGCAUGAACAAAAUGCUUCCUGCAGUCCCAGCCACAGCUGUCCAGCUUUCCUGUCAUGGCUGUAAAAUGGUUCUUCAGGAGGGGCAGACUGCUUAUCAGAAGAAAGGUUCUGCUGAGCUUUUCUGCUCCACACUGUGCAUCAGGAAAUACACGUCAUCUGCCAUCUCCCCAGCUCCUGUCAAGAGGAUGUGCUUCAACUGCUCAAGAGACAUUUUAGAUCUGAAGGAUAUGAAGAAUGUCCAGUUGGAGGACAGUAACUGUAACGAAAACUUUUGUAGCCAAUCUUGCCUUUCAUCAUAUGAAGAAAAAAGAAAGUCAUUUAUUACCAUAUGUACUGAUAGCACUUUUCGUAAGUGCAGCGUGUGUCAGAAGACAUCUACCAAACCACCCAGACUACUUAGAUCUUUUCCUUGCCAAACCCUGAAACUCUCAGAUGAGAUGAUUGUGAUUACUAAUGACUUGGGGAACGUAGAGGUUUUCUGCUCUGUUUGUUUUUCUUCAUACAACAGUGCUGUGAUGGAAUCUUCGACAGUAAAUGUUUCCACACUACACAGUGCUUCAAAAGAGAAUCUUUCUCCAAGGGAAUAUCCAAUUCCAGUUAUAAGCAAUAUAAUGUCAUUAGUAAAUGAUCAUGUUGACCUGCUCAUGAACACUGAUCUCUUACAAGGUUCACGUUCUUCUGUACCUAAAGAUGACAUUGUAGAUAACUCACCCAGCGAACCCGGUAGUGGUGUUGGGGACCAUGUGGAACAGCCAAGCCUUCUCCCGUCUCCGUCGGUGCCCUUGGAGGACACAGCUGGUCCCAGUGUGGAAGCACAGAGCAGCGGUGUGUCCCACCAGCCACACAGCAUGGAAUCUGUGAAAGUAAAUGACAGACCACGUCGUACAAAGUCUAAAUCCAUAGUGCAAAAAGUUAAGAAAGAACCAAAAAACAGUAGAAAACCUUGGCGCUCAGCUUUUCCGCAUUUGAACACCAGUCCUAAGAACGACGUUGCAUUCUGCUAUUCUUGCCACUUUUUCUACCAGAAAAAUUUUAGCUGCUGGAGGGAAUCAUUUGCAGCCCAAGGAACUGCUAACUGGGAGAAAAUGCUAGAAAAAUUCAAGAAGCAUGAAGAAAGUGAAGUGCAUUUAAAGUCUCUGCAGUUCUGGAGACAGUACCAGUUUCUGGAUGAAGUUCCACAUGGUGCUUCGUCUGUUUAUUCAGAACAUGUUGAAGGAAAUAGGAAGUACCUAAAGCUCAUCAUUGAAAACAUCUUAUUUCUUGGAAAACAGUGUUUGCUCCUAAAAGGAAAUGAUCAGUCUAUUUCAUCUGUUAAUAAAGGCAAUUUUUUGGAAUUAUUAGAAAUUAGAGCAAGAGAUAAAGGAGGAGAAAUGUUUCGGCUUAUGAGUUCACAUGUUGACUUCUAUUGUAGUACACAAGUCCAGGAGGAGAUUAUUGAAGUAAUAAAGGCUGAAAUUUUGGAAGAAAUUGUGAGUGAGAUCAAUAUCUCCUCAGCUUUUUCAAUAAUAUGUGAGGAGACAACUGAUAGUGCCACUAAAGGACAACUUGCAGUGUGUGUGAGGUACCCACAAAAAUCCUCAAGUGCUGUCCUCGUUAAAGAGAGGUUCCUGGGGUUUGUUACUGCUGAGGCGCCGACUGCAGCCCAUGUCCACAGACACAUCAGAGCUUACUUGCAGCAGGUCGGAGUUGAUUUUACUAAGCUGUGUGGUCAAGCCUAUGAUAGUGCCACGGAUUUGAGGGCCAAGUUUAAUGAAGUUGUAACAGAAUUUAAGAAGGAAGAGCCAAGAGCUUUAUAUGUACAUUGCCACGCACACUUCUUUGAAUUAGCAGUCAUUCGUUUUUGUAAAGAAGUAAAAGAACUCCGAAGUACCCUAAAUGCUCUCAGUUCUUUGCUCAACACGAUUCGUGUGUCGGGAGAAAUGCUGGCAAUUUUGCAAACCAGAUGUCAGCUAAGUCAGAAUAAAACCUGUAAAAAACACACGUCACAGUCGUGCUGGACAGCCCACGAGCACUUGUUACUGUCUGUGAUGGAGUGUCUUCCAGAGAUCGUCGAGACACUGCACUGGGUGUCUUGCCGUUACUCAGGCACAGCUAUGGCUGACGAACUCAGUGAUUUGCUGGCGGUGGUUACCAAGUUUGAAUUUAUAUUUUGUCUGAGAUUUCUUUAUCGAGUACUCAGUAUUACGGGAAUUCUUUCUAGAGAGUUUCAAAGUGAAACUGUAGACAUCUUUUCUUUGUUUUCAAAAAUAGAAGCAAUUUUGAAAUGUUUGUCUUCUGAAAGGAAUGACAAGUAUUUCAAGUCUAUCUGGGAUGGAGCAGAUGAAAUAUGUAAAGAAAUAACCAGUAAGGGUUUUGAAGUUGAAAAACCCUCUUUUCAAAAAAGAAGAAGAAUUCAGAAAAUAGUAGAUCCUGGCAACUCAGAGUGCAUGUUUUUUCCUACUUCAGCAGAUGAACAAUAUAAAGUUAAGAUUUAUUACCAAGGUUUGGAUACUGUAUUAAAAAAUUUAAAGUUAUGUUUUUCAGAAUUUGACUACUGUAAAAUGAAACAAAUUUCGGAGCUGUUAUUUAAAUGGAAUGAACCAUUAAAUGAAGCAGCAGCGAAACAGAUUCAAGAAUUUUAUAAGCUCGAUGCGGACAUUAUCCCCGAACUUAGAUUUUACCGGCAGUAUGCAAAUCUCAACUUCCUCACAGAUUAUGGUUCCUUAAGCUUCCUUGACCUUGGCUGUUUAUUUAGUCAGCAUGGUCUCCACAAUAACAUUCCAGGUAUCUCGAAGCUGUUGCAUGUUGCUUUAUCUUGGCCAAUUACUUCAACAAACAACGAAAAGUCUUUUUCCACACUGCCUCAUCUUAAAACAUACUUACUUCGCACAAUGGGACAAGAGAAACUCACUGGCCUGGCUCUGAUGGCUGUUGAACAAGAACUGGUAAAUAAAUUGAUGGAGCCUGAAAGACUUAGUGGGAUUGUGGAAAAGUUUAUUAGUCAAAUGAAAGCUACGUGAGACUUACAAGCUUAGCUGGGCGGAGGCGCAUGCCUUUAAUCCCAGCACUCGGGAGGCAGAGCCAGGCGGAUCUCUGUGAGUUCGAGGCCAGCCUGCUCUA
This is a messenger RNA of Peromyscus leucopus (white-footed mouse), 3291 nucleotides long. RefSeq names its product zinc finger MYM-type containing 1 (gene Zmym1). The record is from RefSeq and is a predicted model, not a curated record. The transcript is spliced from 7 exons. Lineage: Eukaryota; Metazoa; Chordata; Mammalia; Rodentia; Cricetidae. The coding region runs from base 183 to 3191 and encodes 1002 amino acids. Gene Ontology annotation, molecular function: protein dimerization activity; zinc ion binding.